AUGAGUUUCACAAAACAAGCGAUUGUACUGCAAGGUGAAAAUAAUAGCGAUAAUGAAUUAGAUGAUUUUUUGAAAGACUAUAUUGAAAAAAAGAACCUUGAACGUGAAAAAGAAACACAAGAAAGGGAACGUAGAAUUCUUAAGGAGCGUCAUAACACAGAGGAAGUUCUUGCUAUACAAGUCGGUAAUGAUCAAUUAGUUUCUGUUGAAAAUAUUUUAGAUCUUGCUUAUCAUGUCGGAAAAGGCACCAAGCAAGAAAC
Messenger RNA from Dentiscutata erythropus, 260 nucleotides. The record is from the annotation of a GenBank genome assembly. NCBI's taxonomy places the organism in Eukaryota, Fungi, Glomeromycota, Glomeromycetes, Diversisporales, Gigasporaceae.